Molecule: messenger RNA, 813 nt
Organism: Eruca vesicaria subsp. sativa (arugula)
Lineage: Eukaryota; Viridiplantae; Streptophyta; Magnoliopsida; Brassicales; Brassicaceae
Source: the annotation of a GenBank genome assembly
AUGUUGUCGAUGUUGAUCGGUUUCUCCAGAGACGAAUCUGUCUCUUUGCCUUCGAUUAUGACGAAAUCUCCAAUAGGAGAUGAAGAUGUUCAUGAAAAGUGGUGUGAUGGAGAUCGAUUAGGGAGCCAACGCGUUCAAUCUCGACUUUCAUCCAUCGAAGAAUCUACGAUACAGAGUCUUCACUUGUCAGGGAGAGUUAAGCUUUCGCAGCUCUCUGAUGGAUGCCAUAGGGAAGUUUCAGCAGAGCAAAGCUGGUGGGAUGUUCAUAGAUUCAUGCUUCACUCAUUGCCAGACUGUUACGUCAGGGACAUGAAUCGAAAACAAGAUGCUUACCCUAAGAUCAACGAUGACUUUUACAGCCGUACACUCUCCGGCGGAUUGAUCACACUAGCUUCUUCCAUCUUCAUGCUCAUCCUCUUCUUCUCUGAGCUCCGAAUUUAUCUUCAUCCUGUUACUGAGUCUCAGCUUCGUGUUGACACAUCAAGAGGAGAGAAGCUACGCAUCAAUUUUGAUGUGACUUUCCCUGCACUUGCUUGUUCGAUUAUUAGUCUUGAUUCUAUGGAUAUUAGUGGAGAGCAACACAUCGAUGUGAGGCAUGAUAUAGCUAAGAGAAGGUUAGAUUCUUUUGGUAAUGUUAUUGAGACAAAGAAAGAUGGGAUCGGUCAUACGAAGAUUGAAAAUCCAUUACAAAAACAUGGUGGCAGGCUAGAGCAUAAUGAAACUUAUUGUGGUUCUUGUUAUGGAGCUGAAGCAGUAAGUUUCUUACAUGUUCUUAAACGUGCAAUAGAGAAGAUUCUUUACAAAGCUGUUUAG